AUGAGGAAGAAGCAGAGAAGGAAUAGGACAACAUUCAAUUUGUUUCAGCUGGAAGAGUUAGAGAAGGCAUUCAGUAAGACGAGAUAUCCGGACGUGUUCACCAGAGAAGAACUUGCUGUCAAGAUUCAACUUAGUGAGGCCAGAGUGCAGGUUUGGUUUCAAAACAGAAGAGCCAAAUGGCGAAAAUGUGAA
Helobdella robusta is the source of this 192-nucleotide messenger RNA. RefSeq lists its product as hypothetical. Gene Ontology annotation, biological process: regulation of transcription by RNA polymerase II. Lineage: Eukaryota; Metazoa; Annelida; Clitellata; Rhynchobdellida; Glossiphoniidae. The record is from RefSeq and is a predicted model, not a curated record. The annotation marks the transcript as partial. Gene Ontology annotation, molecular function: RNA polymerase II transcription regulatory region sequence-specific DNA binding; DNA-binding transcription factor activity, RNA polymerase II-specific. The transcript is spliced from 3 exons.